UCCAGGUUCUGGGUGGUACAAUGUGGCGCUGCGCGCUGCUGCUGCCGCACUCGGAGGACGCAUGAAGACUGCGGACAGUCGGAACCACAUUUGUCAAAGUCAGUCUACCUCCACUCACCAUGAGAGCCCUCAUCCUCGCCUGCCUGCCGGUUCUGCUGCUUGCUCAGACCAGGUACCAGGAGCCUUUGCCUUUUUUCGAAGAUUAUGAGGAAUAUUUCCCAGUUGAGCCCUCUCCUCCUCCUGGGAGCUACCAGCAGCAGGUCCUACUGGGCCCAGUCGUCAACCCUGACAAAGCAGUGUUAGUGUCGGAGACUAAUUUGGAGACCGAGCCCACGGAACCAGGACCUCUUGACUGCAGGGAGGAGCAGUACCCCUGCACCCGCCUCUACUCUGUCCACAAGCCCUGCAAGCAGUGUCUGAACAGCCUCUGCUUCUACAGUUUGAGACGGAUGUACGUCAUCAACAAGGAGGUGUGUGUGAGGACUGUGUGUGCGCACGAAGAGCUGCUCAGAGCUGACCUCUGUCGUGACCAGUUCUCCCGCUGUGGCGUGGCAGCCGUGAGUGGUCAGUGUGCAUCGCUGGGCGGCAGCUGCGGGAAGAGCUGCGGAGGCUGCUGAUCCGAGACACUUCACCCAUCCGCCACUUCUCCUCGUAGCCUCCUCGUGUACGAGUCUCCCUAAGCUUCCGCGUGUAUUGAUAGUUAAAAGCUCCAAAGAACAUUGAUGAUUGUACGGAUCACUGGUGCUACCAAGCCUCCCACUGGUGCUAAAGAAUCUACUUUCAGAGAUGAUGCCAGACUUUAUUAACCUGCUUCCUGUUCGUUGGUAUUUUACUGUAUUUGUGUAAAGCAGUGAUUCUUCAGUGCACUGACGUCACACUUCCACAGAAAGCAGACAAACGCCACAUCAGUCCAAAUGUUGGUGUCUCAGUGGCAGAAGAACCUUGAGAAGGCGAUUGUGUACUACUGCUUUGUUUCACUGUCACUAUAAAGACUCAG
Molecule: messenger RNA, 997 nt
Organism: Synchiropus splendidus (mandarinfish)
Lineage: Eukaryota; Metazoa; Chordata; Actinopteri; Syngnathiformes; Callionymidae
Gene: mfap2
Product: microfibril associated protein 2
Exons: 9
Coding region: 120-617 (165 amino acids)
Biological process (GO): embryonic eye morphogenesis
Cellular component (GO): microfibril
Source: RefSeq, a predicted model, not a curated record